Messenger RNA from Astrephomene gubernaculifera, 2392 nucleotides. The record is from the annotation of a GenBank genome assembly. NCBI's taxonomy places the organism in Eukaryota, Viridiplantae, Chlorophyta, Chlorophyceae, Chlamydomonadales, Astrephomenaceae.
GUUAUAUACAUUACGCUUGGCCGCGUAUUGGACAGCCUGAGAGCCGACGGCCAGCAGAGAACAACGUCGCAUAGCUUCCAACCGUUGACAAAUGCCUCGACAGAAGAUGCCAUGGUUACCCACUCCAAGCACCUGCUUAUUUGCAAAUAUGACACCAGUAUAAAAUCAUUAGGCUAUGCUUUCCAGGUUGUGCGCCAUCGCAAGCGAAGGGAGCAACAGUUAGGUACCUAAUGGUCCUGCUUCGGAUAUGCCUAUUUGCGGCCCUUGGUGGCUUCUUAUUCGGGUAUGACCUGGGCCUCAUCGGCGGCGCCUUGCUGCAGAUCCAGUCGUACUUCCGGCUGCACGGCUCCCUCACCCUGGAGCUGAUCGUGGGGGCUGCCAAGCUGGGUGCGGUGGGCGGUACGGCACUGGGUGGGGCGGCCAUGUCGGUGUACGGCAGGCGGGCGGCGCUGGGGCUGAACAGCCUGGCGUUCUGCGUGGGGCCACUGGUGAUGGCGGCGGCGUGGGCGCCGUGGCUGCUGGUGUUGGGUCGCUUCCUGACGGGGUUGGGUAUCGGCAUGAGCGCCACCGUGUCGCCCGCGUACAUCGCGGAGCUGGCACCCGCAGCGGGCAGGGGCGCGCUGGUGCAGCUGUACGAGGUGAUGCUGUGUGUGGGCAUGCUGGCCGCCCCCGCGGUGGACUGGGCGCUCAGCGGCAGCGGCCGGCAGGACAUGUGGAGACUGAUGGUGGGUAUUCCGGCGUUGCCAGGGUUAGCGCUUGCCGCGGCGCCGCUGCUGAUGCCGGAGUCGCCGAGAUGGCUGGUGGUGCAGAACCGACUGGAUGAGGCGCUGCAUGUGUUGGCAGCAACUAUGCGGCGGAGUAAGGGCAACGGUCGUGGAGGGCUUGCGUUUUGGAGCAGCGGCUACGAGCGUGUGGCGGAUACGGUAAGGUUCACUAUAAGACCCACGUCAUUUAGGCUAUGAUGCAAGAUUGGUUGGAGGGUUAACCCAGAAGAAUUUUAUUCGUGUGGCAAGGCAUUGAAAACAUAAAGCGAUUAUAAUGGGUUGCUUCAUGUUUGCCAGCCCAUCCAGCCCAGCCCGAUUAGUCAAGCCAAAACGACUGGAGGGUUGGAGCUUAGGUUACCUUCGUGUUAUACCGUGAUUCCAGGGGGCAUAUCCUACUGAAAGGUUCCUUUGCAUAUUUACAUCCAGUCCGUCGGCCCCCUGUCCUUACUCUAGUCAACCGCUAGCUCCGGAUCCGAAACCUUGCUUGCGAAACCUUGCUUGCAACGAAGUCUUUAUUGUGCAACUUUCAAUGCCGAAGAGACUGUGAUAACAGCAGUUGGCUUUAGGGUGCGCUGAACACAGAAAGGACCUUUGACUUUGCGUUUCGUUUCUGACGGAAGGCUCGUGAUAAGCAGCAGAAUGUCCCUCCUAGCCAGCCGUAAGCCUCUUGCUUGGUCGUCAGUUUCAGCUCACCGUGGCUUCUUACGAAUCGGCCAUCCUAGCCGCCUCUCCUGUGUCGUCGCCACGGCCGGCCGUCGUGUCGGCCAGGAAAACCGCAAAGCACAGAGCAAGGCCGAACCGCGAAAAUGCCCUUGUGGUUCUGGUGAACAGUAUCAAGAGUGCUGCGCUUCAAUCGUUUCUGGUGCUUGGGCGCGCACAGCUCCAGAGCUUGCCAGGGCGCGCUUCACAGCAAUGGUAUCUGGCAAGGUGCAAAUGCUGGCUGAUACAACACAUCCAGAAGCGCUUGAAGCAAUUGGCACCAAGCAGUCCCUGUUAAAGAAGAUGGACCAGCACAUGCGCAAGCGCGGCGUGGGCGAGCUGCUGCCGUCCCUCGUCGACUGCGUUCAUGGCCAGCAUCCGGACGACCCGAACAAUUGGAUUGUCGUAAUGGCCAUUUCGCUGGGCGAACCGGGCAUGGAGGAUGUGUACGUUCUCUACGAGCUUUACCGGAAGGACAACGGCCGAUGGUGGUACAUGAAUUCACCCAGGGAAAUUCCAAUCCUCGAGCAGUUUGCGGAGUUCUUGGAGCGCUACCAUGAUGUCGGGCAAGGCGAGAUGGGGCCAGUGGAAGGGCUUUACGACUACAGUUUCCUCCCAAGUCAGCCGCGCAACCUUACCUCCGAGGCCGCGAGACUCCGCACACCAUGGCUGGUGGAUGAAUGGCCAGCGGAUCAGCAGCAACGAGGCUGGGUUUACCUCGACACAGCGAAAGACCCGGAAACCGGGCGCACGGCUGCACAAGAGGCUGCUGAAUUUCACAAAAGCCUGAGCGAGUCGCUGCUAACCUCCGAGUUUGAUUACGAAACCUACUACUUCCGCUUUGGUCGCUUCCUUUGAGUGACCCGCCCGGCGAGGCGACGUAUUUCGCGCGGGGUUGCUUUGGCUGGUGGGGGUGGGUGUACUGGCCA